This is a messenger RNA of Melanotaenia boesemani (Boeseman's rainbowfish), 465 nucleotides long. Its product is annotated as tetra-peptide repeat homeobox protein 1-like. NCBI's taxonomy places the organism in Eukaryota, Metazoa, Chordata, Actinopteri, Atheriniformes, Melanotaeniidae. The transcript is spliced from 4 exons. The record is from RefSeq and is a predicted model, not a curated record. Bases 1 to 465 code for a protein of 154 amino acids.
AUGACUCUUGUUCGGUCCAACUCGGAGUGUGUUUUUGCGUCACAGCACAUCCAGCUGAUCCCUCCCUCUAAAACCACUCAGAGGAACCAGCCUGGACCUGAACCUGGACCUGGACCUGGACCCAGACCAAAACCUAUACCUAGACUCAUAUAUGGACCUGGACAUGAAGUUAGACCUAAAGGUGAACCUGAACCCAGCUGUGUGUCCAUGAACAGCGACCAGUCAAGAGACUAUUUAAUUGAUUUCCAACAAAAUCAUGGAUCUGUCAAACAGAUCGCUCAAAGGCUAGAAUGUGGACCUGGACCUGGAUCUGGACUUGGACCAAGACCCGCACUUAAACCUAAGCCUAGACUCAUAUCUGGACCUACACCUGGACCUCAACCCAGUUGUGUCUCCAUGAACCGCGACCUAUCAAAAGGAUGUCUAAUCGAUUUCCAUCAAAGUCGUGGAUCUAUCAGACAGUAA